GGGGGGGCGAGGGAGCGCCGCUGGUGCGGCCGGUGUCACCGCGGGCUCUGCCGGUACCGCACCUGCGGUGAAAAGUGAACCCUGAUGGCUUCUGCGCCUGCUUCUCAGCCUUCUCCUAAAAAAACAGUAGCUUCUCAGGUGCCCUUUGCUGAUCUGUGCUGUACUCUGGAGCAGAUGCAGACAUGUAAAUCUCGGCCAGAGAAAACCAGGUAUUUCAAGGAUUUUCUGGAUUCUUGGAGGAGGUUCCAUGAUGCUCUUCAUCAAAAUGAGAAAGAUGUUACAGAUUCUUUUUACCCAGCAAUGAGACUUAUUCUUCCGCAGUUGGAAAGAGAAAGGAUGGCAUACGGAAUUAAAGAAACUAUGCUUGCAAAAUUAUAUAUUGAACUGCUUAAUCUACCAAAAGAUGGAAAAGAUGCUGCAAAGCUUUUGAAUUACAGAACACCUGCUGGCUCACGUGGAGAUGCUGGAGAUUUUGCAAUGAUUGCAUACUUUGUAUUAAAACCUAGGUGCCCCAAAAAAGGCAGACUGACAAUAGAACAGGUCAAUGAACUCUUAGAUGCAAUAGCUAAUAAUAAUGCUGCCAAAAACAAGGGUCUAUUAAAGAAAAGUCUCCUUCAGUUAAUUACUCAGAGCUCAGCACUUGAACAAAAAUGGCUUAUCCGGAUGAUUAUAAAGGAUCUAAAACUUGGUGUUAGUCAACAAACUAUAUUUUCCAUUUUUCACCCUGAUGCAACUGAAUUACACAAUGUCACAACUGAUUUGGAAAAAGUCUGUAGACAACUACAUGAUCCCACUGUCUCACUUAGUGAUGUUUCUAUCAUGUUAUUUUCUGCCUUUAAACCAAUGCUUGCUGCUAUUGCUGAUGUCCACCAAAUUGAGAAACAAAUGAAUAAUCAGAUAUUCUACAUAGAAACUAAAUUGGAUGGUGAGCGUAUGCAGAUGCACAAAGAUGGAGAUGUAUAUAAGUAUUUUUCUCGAAAUGGGUUUGACUAUACUCAGCAGUUUGGUGCUUCACCUCUUGAAGGUUCAUUAACUCCAUUUAUUCAUAAAGUAUUUAAAAGCAAUGUGCAAAAUUGCAUUCUUGAUGGUGAAAUGAUGGCUUACAAUCCUGAGACACAAACAUUCAUGCAAAAAGGAAACAAAUUUGACAUAAAAAGAAUGGUGGAGGAAUCUGAUCUGCAAACCUGCUACUGUGUAUUUGAUGUAUUAAUGGUUAACAAACAAAAGUUAGGCCAUGAAACACUAAGCAAAAGAUACGAGAUCUUAAGUGAUGUAUUUACCCCAGUAACAGGGAGAAUACAUACUGUACGUAAAACAAGUGCCAGAACUAGAAAAGAAGUAAUUGAUGCUUUAAAUGAAGCAAUAGAUAAUAGAGAGGAAGGAAUUAUGGUGAAAGAUCCCAUGUCAUCUUACAAGCCUGACAAACGUGGGGAAGGGUGGUUAAAAAUCAAGCCAGAAUAUGUGAGUGGGUUGAUGGAUGAACUAGACCUUUUGAUUGUUGGUGGUUACUGGGGAAAGGGCUCACGUGGUGGAAUGAUGUCUCAUUUUUUGUGCGCUAUUGCAGAGACUCCACGUCCAAAUGAAAAACCUAGUAUUUUCCAAUCUAUUUGUCGUGUUGGCUCUGGUUAUACUAUGAAGGAAUUGUAUGAUCUGGGUUUGAAACUGGCUAAACACUGGAAGCCCUACCUUAGGAAGGACCCUCCAUGCAACAUUUUGUGUGGAACUGAAAAACCUGAAGUGUACAUUGAACCUUGUAACUCUGUAAUAGUUCAGAUUAAGGCAGCUGAAAUUGUUAACAGCGAUAUGUAUAAAACUGACUGUACUUUGAGAUUCCCCCGAAUUGAGAGAAUAAGAGAGGACAAGGAAUGGUAUGAAUGCAUGACUUCAGACAUGUUAGAACAUCUCAGAAGCAAAGCAGAAGGGAAGCUGGCCUCUAAACACCUUCAUAUAGAUGAUGAUGAUGAACCACAAGAGAAAAAAAAGAAAACUGUACCAAAGGUGAGGAAGAUAAUUGGAAUUGCUGAGCAGUUUAAAGCCCCUGAUCUUUCUAAUAUAAACAAGGUUUCAAAUGUAUUUGAAGAUGUUGAAUUUUGUGUUAUGACAGGAACAGGAAGAUAUUCAAAAUCUGAAUUAGAAAGCAAAAUAGCUGAAUGUGGUGGCAGUGUGGUCCAGAACCCUGGACCAGACACUUAUUGUGUCAUUGUGGGAACUGAGAAUGUCAGAGUGAAAAACAUCAUUGCUUCCAACAAGUACGAUGUAGUGAAGGCAGAGUGGCUCCUCCAGUGUUUUCAAACCAAAAUGCUUGUACCUUGGCAGCCUGCCUUUAUGAUUCACAUGUGUCCUGACACAAAAGAACAUUUUGCUCGUGAGUAUGAUUGUUAUGGAGACAGCUAUACAACAGAUGCAGAUGUUGCACAACUAAAAGAAGUGUUCUCAAGAAUGAAAGAUAAUAAUAAGAUGAUGUCUUUGGAUGUGAUUGCUGAAUUAGAAGAACGUUAUUCAUGGAACAGCUGCCAACUCAGUAUGUUCAGAGGAAACACUAUUUAUGUGGACUGUUAUGCUGCUGUUAAUGAUCCCAGAACAAAAAUCCGUGGAACAAGACUAUCAAUUAGAGCUUUGGAGCUCAGAUUUUAUGGUGCAAAAGUAGUCCCUCACCUAGAAGAAGGUGUGUCCCAUGUUGUUAUAGGAGAAGAUCACUCCCGAGUAAAAGAAAUGAAAGCACUGAGACGAACGUUUGGUAAAAAAUUUAAAAUUGUAUCUGAGCUUUGGAUAACUGAGUCGGUAGAGGGAGGAGUCCUAAAGAAUGAAAAUCACUACUUAAUUUAAAUUAGCUUUUAAGCUAGAAGCAAAACCCAAUCUUAUUCACAUGAUUAGACUGGGAAAUUAUGGAGUUGUGAUGAGUUUUCUGAUCUUUUGAUGUCUAUUUAAAUUUGAAAAGAAUAACACUGUAUUGUUGAAAAUAGAGGAAGGCUGUUAUUUGCACUGUUGCAGAAAUAAGAAGAUGCUAUGCUAUGUUGGGAGGCAGCCGGGAAGGGGGAGGGGUGGGACAAGAGUAAGAUAACCUAAGCCUUUUACUUCACAAACAAGUCUAGGAAGAGAUAUAUUCCUUCAGGUAAGAGAAUUCCUAGCCGUUAAUAGUGUCUGCUUCCAUUGGUCAAAAUGGAGUCAGUUAAUUACCAUUUUAAGGAAAUUCUAAUAUUUAACAUUCUGCUUAUUUAUAACUUUGUAAUCACAUUCAUGUUGUAGAACUUGUUGUAGAAAUAGUUGUUCUCUGUGUACUCUAUAUGCCACAGGAUUUCCUAAUUUAUAAACCUCUGUACUGUUUUAAUUUGUUUACAUUGUUUUUAGUGUUGAGCCUCCACACAGUCCGGGUAGCAUUUUGGUUUCAGGAUGUUGCCUUAAUCUGAUUUUUUUUGUAUAAAAACCAUUGUAAAAUGGAACAUAAACUUCUGUUUGAAGUAUUAAUGAAUUAAUAACUACCUAUAUAGCUGUGAAAUGCAAAUUAGCUACUUUAAAACUGUAAUGACUUCCUCUCUCCGUUACAGUUAAAGUCAAACCAUCAGUGCGACAAACCUAAAUUUUUUACAUUUAAUUUUCAGUUUUUUUUUCUAAAAAUGUUUU
Messenger RNA from Rhea pennata, 3621 nucleotides. It is a transcript of the gene LIG4, whose product is annotated as DNA ligase 4. Gene Ontology annotation, biological process: immunoglobulin V(D)J recombination; nucleotide-excision repair, DNA gap filling; double-strand break repair via nonhomologous end joining. The coding region runs from base 85 to 2826 and encodes 913 amino acids. Gene Ontology annotation, cellular component: DNA ligase IV complex; DNA-dependent protein kinase-DNA ligase 4 complex. The transcript is spliced from 2 exons. Lineage: Eukaryota; Metazoa; Chordata; Aves; Rheiformes; Rheidae. The record is from RefSeq and is a predicted model, not a curated record. Gene Ontology annotation, molecular function: ATP binding; DNA ligase (ATP) activity; DNA binding.